Striga asiatica is the source of this 906-nucleotide messenger RNA. The record is from the annotation of a GenBank genome assembly. Lineage: Eukaryota; Viridiplantae; Streptophyta; Magnoliopsida; Lamiales; Orobanchaceae.
AUGCAGCGAGAAAGGGUUUUGAGCCUGCAGAUAACUUGUACGAAUUCCUUGGAGCAGCAGGAGACAAUGAUCUCUAACUAUCACGUCGGCCUCGGCUCAGACGGCCACGUCUUCCUCGCCGCCAACCUCGAGUUCCCCGGCCUCUCACUCCACCACUCCGUCCAUGCCGAGUUGUUCGUCCUCACCAGCCUCGCCGUCCACCGCUGCCCCUCCCUCCUCUCCCUCGCCGUCUCAUUCGCUCCUUGCGGCCACUGCCGCCAGUUCCUACAGGAAAUCCGAGACUCCUUCUCCCUCCAGAUCCUCGUCACCGGCGACGGCGAUCGGGAUCCCGCCCAGAAUCCCGAUUUCAAACCCCUACCCAAUCCCUUCGGCCCUCACUAUUUGCUCGAUCGUGGUACCCCGCAUCUGCUAGACAGCACGACCAUGGCCUGGAUCUGUUGCCCCAAGUUUGAGUUGGGAAUGAUUUUGAGGAUUUGGGAUUUAGGAUCGCCGGCCCUUUUUUUCUCUGUUGGGAUGAGCACGUCCGUUCUCGGUUCCUGCAACAGGAUAUCCGACAACUGGCGAGAGACGACAACGUCGGCGUGGUCGCCUCUGGCGAUCGACCGAUACUCUGUCGACACCUGUUCAAGGCGGCGAAGUCUGGCUCGCCCUAAUCCGACACGAUGGAUUAUUCUCCUCCACAAACCUAGCUUCUUCGAUUGGAGUUUCUCAUCUGCCGCCGCAUCUGUUUCCAACCUAAUUCGUGCUAACGUCUUUCCCGGCUACGGAAUUGGGCCUCACAUCGCCGAAUCCGUCAAACAGCAUCUUGCCCCUGAAUCUCGACGAGCUGUUCAGUUCCUUGAAGAUAGACAGGAUUUCGGCCUCCCGGGAAUUUUUCACCUUCUCGAGGCUCCAUGGGGAGAGUAG